GCUGCUGACGGAACGCGUGGAUUUUCGGAACCGAGAAAGCAAAAGCAUCACCGUCAUGUCCUACACAGCUAGAAUCGGACCUUCUAUUCUGAACAGCAAUCUGGCAUGUCUGGGCUCAGAAUGCAUACGAAUGCUGGACUGUGGCGCCGAUUAUCUCCACUUGGAUGUGAUGGACGGGCACUUCGUACCCAACAUUACCUUUGGUCACCCUGUGGUGGAGUGUCUUCGGAAGCAGCUGGGGCAGGGCCCUUUCUUUGACAUGCAUAUGAUGGUUUCCAGUCCAGAGCAGUGGGUGAAGCCAAUGGCAGCAGCAGGAGCCAAUCAGUACACCUUCCACCUGGAGGCCACUAUCAAUGCCGGGGCUUUAAUCAAAAACAUCCGGGAGAAUGGCAUGAAGGUUGGCUUGGCUAUCAAACCUGGCACCACAGUGGAGGAACUGGGUCCCUGGGCAGGGCAGAUCGACAUGGCCCUGGUGAUGACAGUGGAGCCUGGCUUCGGGGGGCAGAAAUUCAUGGAAGACAUGAUGCCGAAGGUGAACUGGCUGAGAACACAGUUCCCUUCCCUGGAUAUAGAGGUAGAUGGAGGAGUGGGGCCUGACACUAUUCAUAAAUGUGCUGAGGCUGGAGCGAACAUGAUUGUGUCGGGCAGCGCCGUCAUGAAGAGCGACGACCCCAGGUCAGUCAUCAACCUGCUGAGGAACGUCUGUAUGGAGGCCAUUCAGAAGCGAUCGCUGGACCGCUGAAGGGACACGCGGCUCUGGGGGGCCUGUCCGCUUGCUGGGACUGUCGCUGAACCUGUAGGCCUUUCAGGGGGUGAAGAGUUUCACCAACUGGCAGACCAAAAUGACAAGGUUUUUUAAGCAAACGCCCCUAUUGACAGCUGUUUACCUCAUCAGGUAUCCACCCAUUAUGAUUACAUCACAAGUUAAACUGCUGUUUUUUCAAAUGGAGCAUGAUCUUACAUGGGUUGAGCUCAGUUUUUUUUUUAACGAACAGAAAUGCGUUAAGGACUAAACACUGGUUAUUUUUAUACACAAUACAGAGGUCUGUAAUAAGCUCAGAAAAGGGACCGAGUCACUUCUGAACUUGUGUUUUAUUGAGUUUAACUAUAGGGCUGUCGGCUUGAUUGAAGGGAGAGCGACAUGCUAGCCUAAUAAGAUUCACUAUUGUUACUGUGUCUUCAGGCACUUCCCACUUCCGCAGUGAUACCAACCUCCAGUUGCUACAGAAUUGUCUGUUUUCCAUGCUGUCCCAUCUCCUACCUCAGUUUUAUCUGUGUACUGCUUCUUAAAAGAUGUCAGUCCACGAAAUGGCAAGCUGCACCUUACAGAACUGCGCCUGUGUGGAGCUGUUCUGACGCAGCGAUGCAGAAAGAGCACGCUGUUACAGUAGAAAUGCAUUCCACAUUGUAUGCUAAAAACAGUAAAACAGUUUAACAACCCAUUCGGAUCCAUUCCUGUUUUUAGGUUCCUCUUAAAGCUAAUUCCUCUAAAAUAAAGUGUAGGUUUUUAUUGCCAACAUCUAGUUUAAAAUGCAAGGUGCUUUGUAUUUGUUUGGCUGUGUGGGGUACAUGCUGAGGGAUCAAUUCAAAUCCUCCCUUAUAUUUAGGGCAUAGUCCUAUUUUUUCUGUACUGUAGUAAAUCAGUGGCCACCAGGUGGUGCUGUUUUCUAUUCUGCAAUUUCUUAACCUGCAUCAUUUUCAUAGAGAUUGUAUUUUUUUCUUUAUCAAACAUGUUUCUGUUCUUAAUCAUUUUAAAAUAUAACAUGAAUUUGUUCGUUAGA
Molecule: messenger RNA, 1781 nt
Organism: Polyodon spathula (Mississippi paddlefish)
Lineage: Eukaryota; Metazoa; Chordata; Actinopteri; Acipenseriformes; Polyodontidae
Product: ribulose-phosphate 3-epimerase-like
Exons: 6
Coding region: 56-742 (228 amino acids)
Biological process (GO): pentose-phosphate shunt; pentose-phosphate shunt, non-oxidative branch; carbohydrate metabolic process
Cellular component (GO): cytosol
Molecular function (GO): metal ion binding; D-ribulose-phosphate 3-epimerase activity
Source: RefSeq, a predicted model, not a curated record